Molecule: messenger RNA, 3051 nt
Organism: Hippocampus zosterae (dwarf seahorse)
Lineage: Eukaryota; Metazoa; Chordata; Actinopteri; Syngnathiformes; Syngnathidae
Product: sodium/potassium-transporting ATPase subunit alpha-like
Biological process (GO): potassium ion import across plasma membrane; intracellular potassium ion homeostasis; sodium ion export across plasma membrane
Cellular component (GO): membrane
Molecular function (GO): P-type sodium:potassium-exchanging transporter activity; ATP binding; ATP hydrolysis activity
Source: RefSeq, a predicted model, not a curated record
AUGCGGGUCGAAAAGGAAAAGUUCAGGAACAUGGACGAGCACAGGGUGGCGCUGGACGAGCUGUGCCGGCGGUUCGGGACCAGCGCCGAGAACGGGCUGAGCAGCCAGGCGGCCUAGCUGCGCAACCAAGAAGAGGGCGACAACAAGCUGCUAGAAAAGAAGACUCCCGCCUGGAUCCGGUUCCUGCUGAGUUGACGAAUGGUUCAGCAUCCUGCGUGGGUGGGCUCGAUACUGUGCAUCAUCACUUACAUCAUCCAGCCAGCCAGAAUGCCCAACCUCUACCUCGGCAUCAUCCUCAUCUUCGUCAUCCUCCUGACCGGCGCGAUCACCUUCAUGCAGAGCGCCAAGUCAGACGCCCUCAUGGAUUCUUUCAAGAACAUGUUGCCGCAACUGCACGGUGGUCCGCGACGCAAGCUCACCCAGGUCCAUGCCGAGAAGCUGGUCCGCGGCGACCUCAUCGAGCUCAAGAGCGGCGAUAAGGUGCCCGCGGAUAUCCGGAUCACCAUGUCCAACGAACUGAAGGUGGACAACUCUCCCCUUACUGGCGAAAGUGACCCGCUCCUGCGCACGGUCGAACUCGCACCCCGACGAGCCCUCGAGACCAAAAACCUGGCGUUCUUCGGCACCCUGAUCAAGGAGGGCAAGCAGGGCAUUGUCAUCAUGAUCGCACAGCAGACCGUCCUGGGCCAGAUCGCAGACCUCGCCAGUGCUGGCACCGGUCAGUCCCCCCUCCGGAAGGAGCUCGACCGGUUCGUCCUCCUGAUCACGGUGAUCGCCCUGGUGCUGGGCAUCGGCUUCUUCAUCCUCGCGAGGGUGGUACAGGCCUCAGCUACCUGGAGUGCAUGAUCUUUGGAUCGGCAUCUUGGUCGCAAACGUCCGGAAGGCCUGCUCGGCUGCAUCACCAUCUCGGCGAUCACGGCCCAGCGCCUGCACGAGAAACAGGUGCUGGUCAAAAACCUCGAGGCAGUCGAGACCCUCGGCUCUACUUCCUGUAUCUGGCCUUCGGACAAGACCGGCACUCACCCAGACAAGAUGACCGUCGAGAACGUGUGGUACGACGGGAGAUCCACCGCGCUGAGAGCAUGGAAAACCCCCACCGACCCCGUUUUCAGGAUGCUCCAUGAGGCGGCGAUGAUCUCGUCUUAGGCGAAGUUCGACGUCAGCCAGGAAAUGCUUGCCGAGCCGGGGUUCAAAUGGGCGAAGGCCCCAGUCCUCGGCGGCUCAGAAACCGCCCUCGUAAAGUUUUUCCAGCCGAUCGAAGACAUCGAGACCACCCGCGCUCGCUACAAGAGCCAGCUGCAAAGACGCUCGAUCGCCAAGAUGCCUUUCAACUACAACAAGUACGCCCUGACCAUCGUGGAGCAGCAGACCGACGACUCCUACUACUGCAUGUACAUCAAGGGGGCUCCCUAGAAGAUCUGGAAGUUCUGUGGCAAGAUCACUGAUGCGGGCCGGGUCCGGGAGAUCGACCUUGAGAUGAACAAGAAAUUCGAGGCGGUCAAUCUGCGGUUCGGGAAGAACGGGGAGCGCGUGCUUGGCUGCAAGUGCCAUCUCAACAAGGAGGAGUAUCCCAUGGGGUACGGGUUCAAUGUCUCCAACCCUGCCAAUUUCAACUUCCCUAUGGAAAAUUUCACUUUCGCAGUGGUCUCCUUGAUGGACCCGCCGAAGGAGUCAGUCCACGCCGUGCUGAAAUGCAGGUCUGCAGGGAUUAAGGUCAUCAUGGUCACCGGCGACCAACCCCCCACCGCAGCCGCCAUCGCCAGACAGGUCAACAUCAUCAGUUCGAAGACAGUGGACGAUCUGGUCGAGUAGGGCUACUCCAAAGAGGACGCCAUGGAAAAAGCAAAGGCCAUCGUCAUCCACGGGGACAUGAUUGUCAAGGCCUACGAGGACGGCGAGGAGGAAGGCUAGCUGAAGCUGAUGAGUGGGUCUCCAAGUCCAGUGCGUGUUCGCGAGGACCACGCUGCCCAGAAGCUGAAGAUCGUGAGGGCCUGUCAGAGAGCCGGCAAUAUUGUGGGGGUGACGGGCGACGGGGUCAACGACAGCCCCGCGAUCAAGCAGGCGGACAUCGGCAUCGCCAUGGGCAUCAUGGGCACCGACGUGUCGAAGGACGCGGCCGACAUGAUCCUCCUGAACGACGAUUUCGGGUCGAUCGUCGACGGCAUCGAGUAAGGCCGCAAGAUCUUUGACAACCUGAAGAAGACGAUCGUCUACCUGCUGACCUCGAACAUCACCGAGAUCUUCCGUUCCUGGCCUACGUCACCAUGCAGAUCCGCUGCCCUCUCCAACAUCUUCAUGCUCGUGAUCUGCGUCCGGCACCGACAUCCUGCCGCCAUCUCCCUGGCCUACGAGGAGAGCGAGGUCGACAUCAUGACCCGAAAGCCCCGCAAGAUCGAUGAGCAUCUGGUCUCUCUGAAGCUCCUGGUACACGCCUACGGGCAGAUGGGGGAGAUCGCCACUGCGGCUGGCUUCUUCAGCUUUUUCGUGACCAUGUUCACCUACGGCUUUCCGGUGUCCGCCCAGAUUGCAUCAUCACACGCCCGGCAGAACUGCACGGCCUUCGCUGAGGCCUACCCCGCCAACUUUACGCCCGACUGGAUCGGCCUGACCAACACCUACGGCUACGCAGACAUGCGCAUGAGCCUGAUCUACUGCAACCCGUCAGGCAUCUGGCAGCACACCUCACACGUGACCAAGGCCAAAGUGUGCUACACCACCGAAGCGGUCUACUACGGACAGUCGUCGUACUUCGUGGCGAUCGUGAUGGUGCAGUGGUCCAACAUCAUCUCCUGCAAGUCCAGGAAGUCGUCCUUCGUCUACUCCCGGGUCAACAAGGUCAUGCUGGCCGGCAUCCUCUGUGAGACGGUCAUCUUCAUCUUCUUGCUGUACGUGCCGGGCGUCAAUACGGUCUUCGGCGGGAGGCCGCUGGACUUCUUCCUGAUGGGCACCCCUGGCCUCUGUUUUUCGGUGCUGCUGCUGCUGUGGGUCGAGGGCCGCAAGGUGCUCAUCAACCACCGCAAGAAAGGCCAGGCCACUCCCAACUGGUUCUAG